AUGAAACCACCCUCCAUCCUCGCCCCUCUUCUCCUCCCCCUAGCCUUCACAGCCCCAUCUCCGGCCUGGAAAUGCACCUCCGUCUCCCCGCCGGGACCGGGCCCAGGCCACGCUUCCCUCCUCGCCAUCCACGGCACCUUCACCCGCCUCUACGGGCCCGACCCCCUCACCCUAGGUCCCGAACAGGCCCGCGUCGCGAUCUGCGGCGGUCUCCUCUUCGGCCUCUGGAACGGCCACCCACACGCCGUCGUCGAAAAGGCUGGCCGGAGAGAGACGCUCGUCUUCUGGGACCCAAAGCCGGAGGGGACCCAGUGCCUCGGCCACGCCGACGACGCCGACGCGGCGCUCGACGACGACCUGAGGCUGACAUACAUGUUCGGCGUCGGCGAGGAUUCGUGGGUCAGCGGGGGGUUGACCGAGGUCAGGCGCUGCGAGGACGAGGGUUAA
Colletotrichum destructivum is the source of this 447-nucleotide messenger RNA. RefSeq lists its product as uncharacterized. Lineage: Eukaryota; Fungi; Ascomycota; Sordariomycetes; Glomerellales; Glomerellaceae. The record is from RefSeq and is a predicted model, not a curated record. Bases 1 to 447 code for a protein of 148 amino acids. The transcript has 2 exons.